AUGCUUCUCCCGUCCGCGUUCUCCUGCGAUGGCGGAUCGCACGCCGCGCCUCAAGCCAGAUCACAGGCUGGCCGCUUCGUAUCGCCGCCGUCCAGCCCAACGACUCUGUCUGCUCAAUACUCCAUCGACAACAUCAUGAACACCUGCCGCUCCCUCCAGUCUCUCAUCUCCAUGACCGCCUCCAACACCGACCACGGCGCGCUUGCGCCCGCGCCCACCCUCACGCAACUCCCUACGCCGCCCCUCGCACAUGCCCCGACGCCUAUGAAGUUGCGCCUGCGGUCGCGCGCCGCCAAGACGGACGGCAAAGGCGACGAGACUCCAGUGGCAAGGAAGAGGAUUGCGAAGCGCGCGCCUCCGAGAGGCGUCAACAAACGCCGGCGCGACGACAGCGACGACAUGGGGCGCAACGACGAGUCCGACAUGGACACUGAGGCCGAGCUGGAGGCUGAGGCACUACAAAUCCCGCCCUUGUCAUCGUCAUCGCCGCAGGCGCCGUCGACACCCAAGCGCGCGCGCAUCUCGCCCGAACAACUGCCCCUGGGCCUCGAGCGCUCCGACUUUCACAACGUUCACCUCCAGGAAGGCAGCGCCCUUGACCAGGAGACGGAAAAGCCCGGCACAGACGUCCAGGUUGAGGCGGACGGCACUGAAUGGAGCGUCGAAGACGACCGCGUCCUCGUUGAGCUGGUGCUCGAGAAGCUGAAGCUGUCCAAGAUGGAGUGGAAAGACUGCGCGCGAAGUCUGGGCAAGGACCGGCACAGCGUCAAUAGGCGCUGGAAAAGCCUCAUCAUGAACGGCGACAUUGGAGUCAAGACGAGGAGUCGGCGAGCGAGAAUUCACUCGACUUGGCGAUGA
This is a messenger RNA of Trichoderma breve, 858 nucleotides long. RefSeq lists its product as uncharacterized. The transcript has a single exon. NCBI's taxonomy places the organism in Eukaryota, Fungi, Ascomycota, Sordariomycetes, Hypocreales, Hypocreaceae. The coding region runs from base 1 to 858 and encodes 285 amino acids. The record is from RefSeq and is a predicted model, not a curated record.